AUGCCACGCACUAAGCGAGCUACGAAAGGCAGGCCACCUCAGCGGUUUGAACCAUCUCAAACAACAGCAAUGGAGAAUCGGGGUCGUGCAAGGAGGCGGAUGGAUCGAACUCAAGUAACCCCAUCCCCGAACAUUCAACCCCAUCCAGAAGCUAUGCCAGGUCCAUGUCAUCAUCCCAUGCAGGUUCAGCAGACCCAACAUGACACCCAACCACUGCCGGCUGCCAUGACACAACAGCAAGUCAGCCAGCAGACAUUAAUGCAGCAUUUCAACCAACAAGUCCAACCUGCUCCAAUACCUGCACAGCCACUGCAGAAUGUUCUCCAGCAAACCCAACCACAGCAGACUUUCAUGACACAACAGCAAGGUAUGCCUGGACCAUCUCAUCAGCCCAUGCAGCCUCAGCAGACUCAACAACAGAUCCAACUGCUGCAGACUCCCACGACACAGCAAGUCAGCCAGGUGCAAGAACAGCCCCAGGCCCAAAUAAGCCAGAAUCAGGAAGCUGUGCCAGUGCACUCUGUGCAUAAUUUGGGUAUGCACAUGCAUUAA
Messenger RNA from Saccostrea echinata, 552 nucleotides. RefSeq lists its product as uncharacterized. The transcript has a single exon. NCBI's taxonomy places the organism in Eukaryota, Metazoa, Mollusca, Bivalvia, Ostreida, Ostreidae. The coding region runs from base 1 to 552 and encodes 183 amino acids. The record is from RefSeq and is a predicted model, not a curated record.